Brachypodium distachyon (stiff brome) is the source of this 1406-nucleotide messenger RNA. RefSeq names its product putative pentatricopeptide repeat-containing protein At3g05240. The transcript has a single exon. Bases 32 to 1213 code for a protein of 393 amino acids. The record is from RefSeq and is a predicted model, not a curated record. Lineage: Eukaryota; Viridiplantae; Streptophyta; Magnoliopsida; Poales; Poaceae. Gene Ontology annotation, biological process: RNA modification. Gene Ontology annotation, molecular function: RNA binding; protein binding.
CAACGCGCCAGAGUACACGCACUUGUCAUGAAUGGCCGGUCCGUCGGGAGACGUGGUGCGGUGGACGAAGCGCAUCUCGGCGCUGGCGAGGAGCGGGCGCGCGGCCGAGGCGGUCGCGGCGUUCGCCCGGAUGGACGCGGCGCCCAACGCGCUCACGCUCGCGAGCGUCCUCCCGGCGUGCGCAAGGCUGCGGAGUCUCGGCCUCGGGCGAGCCAUCCACGGGUUCUGGCUCCGCCGCGGGGGCGUCCCCGGCGCCAACCCGAUCCUGGACAACGCCGUGCUGGACGUGUACGCCAAGUGCGGAGCGCUGGCCAGCGCGCGCAGCCUGUUCGACGGAAUGCCAGAGCGGGACGUCUUCUCCUGGACCACGAUGGCGUGGGCGCUGGCCAGGAGCGGCUGUCCGCAGGACGCCGUCGCCAUGUUCCGGGCGAUGGUGCUCUCGGACGACGGCGAGCCGAACGAGGCCACUGUGGUCAGCGUCCUGCACGCCGUGGCGUCCACGGGAUCUCUGGCAUGCGGCAAGCUGCUGCACUCAUACGCGAUAAAGCGAGGACUCAGCGGCAGCGAGCGGGUCAUCGUCGACAACGCGCUGAUUGACGUCUACGGCAAGUGCGGGGAGGCAAGGCUGGCGUUCGAGGCGUUCGACCUGCUCCCAGACAAGGACAUGAUAUCCUGGGGCACCGUCAUGAGGGCCAUGGCCGUGCACGGCCGGUGCAAGGAGGCAAUGCAGCUCUUCUCCCUGAUGCUGCGCCGUGGAGUUCGGCCGGACGGCGCCGUGUUCCUGGGCCUGCUCUAUGCCUGCUGCCAUGCCGGGAUGGUGGCCCAGGCGAUGCACUUCCUGGGCGCCAUGAAGAGGGUUUACGGUAUCGCGCCAGGGAGGGAGCACUACACGUGCGUGCUCGACGCCUGCGGCCGAGCCGGGCGGUUCGACGAUGUUGGAGAGAUCUUCAGGCGGAUGCCGGUGGAACACGACCGGAAGGCGCUCGGAGCUUACUGGUCCCAUGCAAGUGCAAGUAGCGGGGACAGCGUCGCCGGUGAGCAGCUCCGGGAGUGGUUUAUCGACGGAAGAGUGGACGCCGGAGGGGGCACCUACGCGCUCGUAUCCAACUCGCUGGCUGAUGCGGAGCGAUGGGACAAUGCCUGUGCUGUCAGGGGAAGGAUGGCGGCAAGAAGGAUCAGCAAGCCUGUUGCUUGCACUUGGAUUGAAGUGUAGCUUCGUGGUCUGUCCGACAUCACCAUCGAACACGGUAAAGAAUUUCCAUUCAUGAAACCAGAUCUUUAUGUACAAGUUGCAUUUAGAUAAGGAAAUGAACAGUGCGACGGCACCAUGAAGAAUUUCCUAUCGAGUUGAACUGAGCGAAAUACAGAGUAUGUUGUUACAAGAUUAAAAGAACUUUACCAUGCAA